This is a messenger RNA of Bufo gargarizans (Asiatic toad), 1647 nucleotides long. Its product is annotated as oocyte zinc finger protein XlCOF6.1-like. The record is from RefSeq and is a predicted model, not a curated record. NCBI's taxonomy places the organism in Eukaryota, Metazoa, Chordata, Amphibia, Anura, Bufonidae. Gene Ontology annotation, molecular function: RNA polymerase II cis-regulatory region sequence-specific DNA binding; DNA-binding transcription factor activity. Bases 73 to 1266 code for a protein of 397 amino acids. Gene Ontology annotation, biological process: regulation of transcription by RNA polymerase II. The transcript has 2 exons.
GAUUGUGGGGGUCUCUCAUGUGGAUAUGUUAGAUUUCCCUCCUGUCCGCUGUAUUGUACUGAAUUGUUACAGAUGACAAAUCAGGGGGAAGAUCUGACUGAUAUUAAAGUAGAGGAUGAAGAAGAGAGGAUGAUGGGCGAUCCCCCGUGUAAGAGUGAGGUGGAGGAGGACAUACCAGGAGAUGUCAUCACAGCAGAAAAUCCCAGUACAAAUUCUGAAGGAAAUUUGUUGUCACUAAAUUAUAAAGUAGAAGAUGAAGAUAUGCAGCGCUCUUCAGGAGAAAAUACUAAUGUACAUCCAGGACUUCACAGUACAUAUAAUCUUCCUCAUCAUGAGGAACUUUCUCUUGACCAGAAAGAGGGUGAAAUGUUUCACUGUGGUAAAGAGUUCACAAAAAGAUCAAGUCUUUCUACAUAUAGAAGAAUUUGCACUGGGGAGAAGCCAUAUUCCUGUUCAGAAUGUGGGGAGUGCUUUACAGAUAAAAUACAUCUUGUUAGACAUAAAAAAAGCCACAUAGGAGAGAUGUUUAAGUGUUCAGAAUGUGGGAAAGGUUUUAAAAUCAAAUCAAAUCUUGUUAUACAUCAGAGAAUUCACACAGGAGAGAAGCCAUAUUCAUGUUCAGAAUGUGGGAAAUGUUUUACACACAAAUUAUAUCUUGUUAUGCAUGAGAGAAGUCACACAGGAGAGAAGCCAUAUUCGUGUUCAGAAUGUGGGAAAUGUUUUACACAAAAAUCAAAACUAGUUACACAUCAGAGAAUUCACACAGGAGAGAAGCCAUAUUCAUGUUCAGAAUGUGGGAAAUGUUUUACACAAAAAUCAUAUCUUGUUAUGCAUGAGAGAAUUCACACAGGAGAGAAGCCAUAUUCGUGUUCAGAAUGUGGGAAAAGUUUUACACAAAAAUCAGAUCUUGUUAAGCAUGAGAGAAGUCACACAGGAGAGAAGCCGUUUUCGUGUUCAGAAUGUGGGAAAGGUUUUAAAAUCAAAUCAAAUCUUGUUAUACAUGAGAGAAUUCACACAGGAGAGAAGCCAUAUUCAUGUUCAGAAUGUGGGAAAUGUUUUACAAGGAAAUCAAUUCUAGUUAUACAUGAGAGAAAUCACACAGGAGAGAAGCCAUAUUCAUGUUCAGAAUGUGGGAAAUGUUUUAAAGAUAAAUCAAGUUUUGUUAAGCAUAAGAGAAGUCACACAGGAGAAUAUUCAUGUUCAGAAUGUGGGAAAUGUUUUACACAAAAAUCAAACCUAGUUAUACAUGAGAGAAAUCACACAUGAGAGAAGCAUUAUUCGUGUUCAGAAUGUGGGAAAUGUUUUACACAAAAAUCAAAUCUAGUUAUACAUGAGAGAAAUCACACAGGAGAGAAGCCAUAUUCAUGUUCAGAAUGUGGGAAAUGUUUUAAAGAUAAAUCAAGUUUUGUUAAGCAUAAGAGAAGUCACACAGGAGAAUAUUCAUGUUCAGAAUGUGGGAAAUGUUUUACACAAAAAUCAAACCUAGUUAUACAUGAGAGAAAUCACACAUGAGAGAAGCAUUAUUCGUGUUCAGAAUGUGGGAAAUGUUUUACACAAAAAUCAAAUCUAGUUAUACAGGAGAGAAGCCGUUUUUGUGUUCAGAAUGUGGGAAAGGUUUUAAAAUCAAAUCAAAUCUUGUUAUACAUG